GUUCCUGAUGCUCGGAGGCUACGACCAGGAGAUGCGCCUCUACGGUGGCGAGGAGAUGGAGAUCAGCUUCCGGACCUGGAUGUGUGGGGGCGCCAUUGAGCAUGUGCCCUGCUCCCAUGUGGGCCACGUAUUCCGGACUCCCAAGUACUGGCAAGGUCAGGUCUACGAAGUUCCCGGCGAGGAGAUCGCCCGGAACAAGCUUCGUGCCGCGGAGGUCUGGCUGGACGAUUACAAGAAGCUCAUGCAAUACGCUACAAUGCUGUUGCCAAAGCGCCUCUCCCUGGGCGAUGUAUCGGCCCGAAAGUCUCUUCGACAAAGACUUGGCUGUGCAGGCUUUGAGUG
Molecule: messenger RNA, 342 nt
Organism: Symbiodinium pilosum
Lineage: Eukaryota; Dinophyceae; Suessiales; Symbiodiniaceae
Source: the annotation of a GenBank genome assembly